AUGCAAGACAUUGCCGUGGUCGAGGUCAUCAACGGCCAACUGACCAUCGUAAGCGGAGAGCGCGAUCACCCAGUAAUCGUGCGCGUCAAGGUCCCAUGCAACCUCGCAAAGCAAAGAGACUACGGCGUCCCCCCCGCCCUCUUCUCAAACGGCACAAGCAGCAUCUCGAGAGAAUUCCCCAACACCUCGCGUCUGGAACUCCAAUUCGACUUCCGCAACCAGACAACGGGUUGGGAAGACGUGGGAGCUGUCGAGUUCGGGAACUGGAUCAGAGAUAUGGUCAAGGCGGCCCUUGCUCUGGAUUUCGCAACUCCUUGCGAUGUGUUUGUUGCGGUGACGGACUCUGCGAAUUUGUAUUCGGAUAGGGGCGGGGAUCUUGUUGCGCUUGGGAUGGAUGGAGAUGGAGGAGAUAAUCCCGCAGUGGUGAUUAUGGGAGCAAAGGGGAGGUUGGUACAUGUUGGUAUGACCAACUACAAGUAA
Ramularia collo-cygni is the source of this 480-nucleotide messenger RNA. RefSeq lists its product as uncharacterized. NCBI's taxonomy places the organism in Eukaryota, Fungi, Ascomycota, Dothideomycetes, Mycosphaerellales, Mycosphaerellaceae. The transcript has a single exon. The record is from RefSeq and is a predicted model, not a curated record. Bases 1 to 480 code for a protein of 159 amino acids.